AUGUACUCACAUCUUGAGGCUGCUGGCAAUGUACUCACCAACCCUCACUGCCAGGCACAGACACUACCAGUCGGUUCGCAGUCCCCAAUUCCCCACAAGGGCCACAUCUUCAGAAAAGAAAAAAUCGAUCGCCUUCUUGAGCCUCAAAUAAUCGUGAACUUCGUUCAAUUUGCAUUCGGAAGCGCACUUCCAAAUGGCAAGCAACCCACCGUUGAAUAUCUCAAAGCGGAGGAAAUUUCUCUCUUCGACCAACAGCAGAACUUCCCCCCUGGCACCUAUGGGGAAUCCAUAAUUAACCGCGUCAUGGGCCGCAUUGGCUCCGACGAAGACUUCACGCGUCUCUGCCAGAUCGGGAAAAACCUCCAGUUCCUCAAGUCCCGUCUAUUCUCAGGGAUAAUCCCACUGAGCGAGCAGCUAUGGCAAGAAAAGGGGCUCGACCAGCGGAAUAAUUUCGACGCCGCGUGUCAACAUCUCUCUUCCGUGCUUGGCGUGUUUCAGUAUCUGAACGCGCGAGAAGUCCGCUUACAUCUCCGGGACACGUUCAACCACAUCUACGAUAUCUGGGCAUUGCUCGAUACUGUCCUGAACGAAAGCCGAGCGGCGAAGAAUGAACCGCUCGUAAGUAUCGCAGGUCUCUGGACCAUAUACAUGACUGCGCACUUCGAGAUGAUGACCGAGCGCGCCCACAGAUGGGUUAUCGUCCAUGUCAACGCCCUGAGAGCUCCAUUGAUGCAGACAUUGCGCCAACACCGACCGACAGAUGGUGGAAAUAGGCCAGACGCUUUGCAAUGGCAGAUCACGAACUCGCUUCAGGUUCUUGCAGAGACUGCCGCUUGCGCGGACUUUACUAUCUGCAUCCCCAUGAAUGAUUACAAGGGAUACACUCUUCGGCGAACAGGGUCGGAUCUGCAUGCGGCGGAUCUUGAUACGCGCGCCAAGGCAUAUCAUCGACGGCUUAAAUUGGUUACCCGGGAAUUUCUUUAUCGGAAUGUGCUUGAGGGGAAUACGUCUGCGGAUUCCGAGGGAGAGUCUUAUUACCAAACUUCGAUGUCCCAGGUUCACGCUCAGGAUCAAUUGAGGAGAGAGAUGCGCGGUGCGCCGAUUGAGCCUGUUCCAUGUGAACCUUGGAUUUCUAGCUUUGCGUCAAGGAUUGAAUCGGGUGUGGAGGAGGGGACGGAGACGGGAAUUGAGGAAAGACAGGAAAGGGCUGAAGAGAAGGCAGAGGUGAAAUACGGGUUUGUCGUGUAUCGAUUGACAUACGGACAGACGGACUCCGAAUGGGAUAACUUCGUUCGUAAGCUGGAAGCACACGUCUCCGACUGGGGUAAAGGCCAAACAGGAAGCGGUGCUAUCAAGGAACAUCUGAAACUCCAUUGGUUGGAUGGGAAAGAGCUGAAUAUUGCCGAGGGCGAUAUCGUGGCAGCCAAGCACUUGACGAAUGCCAGCGAGAGUGGCGACUGGUCAGACAUCGAGGACGGGGUUUUCCUCGUCGUUGACGCCGCCUCCUUUGCCUCGUACACCACCGACUCAUACGGUCCCGCAACAUCCUUACUCAACCCCGGCGACUUCACUGGGUUUCUCCUCGCCGUCGACGGCUCCUUCGACCCGGUAGAAGGGAUUGAACGACCCGACGAGUCGCCAGGCUACAGUGGCCAGAUGCGCAUCCUCGGAAGCCUUAUCUGGGGCGACCUCUACUCCCUGCUCUCAUCUCAAACAGCACGUCUCGAGGAUAUCUGGCCUUUGGCAAUUGAACACCCGAAUCUGGUAUAUGUCGGCCCGACCAUCCCGCUGCAGCGGCUUGCCUGGAGAGAGCAUAACGAUACACGCUGGCCUCUCGUUCGGGCGGUGGUAGAUUAUGUGAAGGGAAAACUGGGUCAGUGA
Penicillium bovifimosum is the source of this 1881-nucleotide messenger RNA. RefSeq lists its product as uncharacterized. The transcript is spliced from 3 exons. The coding region runs from base 1 to 1881 and encodes 626 amino acids. NCBI's taxonomy places the organism in Eukaryota, Fungi, Ascomycota, Eurotiomycetes, Eurotiales, Aspergillaceae. The record is from RefSeq and is a predicted model, not a curated record.